UUUUUAACUUAUCGUCGACCCAGGUGCACAAACAAACCCCGCGUUGGAAAAUGGCAGAGAAGCUGGGUUCUCUGAGCGAAGAGCCCGAAGCGCAGGAGCCCGCUGGAGGGCAGGACAAGUCUUCAAAGAAGACGGGAGAUUUGCUGGCAAUCGUGAAGAAACUUCAAAAAGAGGGAAGCCUGGAGCCGCAGAUUGGGGAUCUGAUUAACCGGAUCAAUGAGCUUCAGCAAGCAAAGAAAGCCAACGAGGAACUAGGAGAGACCCAAGCUCGCCGGGAGGUCUUGUGUAAGGAACUAGACUCCUUGAAUGGAGAGAAGGUGCACAUCGAGGAGGUCUUGAGCAAAAAGCAAGAGGCGGUGAUGAUCCUGCGACAGCACUGCCAGGAGAGGGACAGUGAGGCACCGAGGUUGGAUGUGGAAGAGCAGCUGGAGGAUCUGAUGGACCAGCACAAGGACCUCUGGGAGUUCCAUAUGCUGGAGCAGCGACUGGCCCAGGAGAUUGGCAUUCUAGAGCGCAGCAAGGAGCAGCUGCUGGCAGAGAGGACCAUGCUCCGCGCCAGGCUGCAGGAGGUGGAGCAACGGCUGCUCUCAGCCCGAGAAGUUCAGGGCGCCCCUGCAGAGAAGCUUGGGCUGAAGGCGGAGUUUGAGAAAUUCGAGGGACAAACCGGGAGUGCCAAAGUCCCUGAGGUCCGCAGAGAAGAGGUAGGAGAAGGAGGAGGCAGGCAGAGUCCGGUUCCUGAUGGGAUCGCUGUCAAGGACCUGAAGGGAAACAAUGAUGAACGCUCCCCCGCUCUCAUCCCCGGAGGAGUUCAUAACGUGCCCUGUGAGGUCACAGGGGGCAGACAUUGUGUUAGUGUCACCCCGUGA
Ictidomys tridecemlineatus (thirteen-lined ground squirrel) is the source of this 866-nucleotide messenger RNA. The record is from RefSeq and is a predicted model, not a curated record. Lineage: Eukaryota; Metazoa; Chordata; Mammalia; Rodentia; Sciuridae.